AUGGACGGAAGUAGGAAUGAACAUUAUGGAUAUUUCGAACAAAAGCCUUCAAAAUGGGACAUUAUAGAAUUUUUAGAGCAAUGCGACCUUGAGCCGUACGGCAAAAAAGUGGAUCGAUACAUUAGGUGCCUCAGAUGUAUUGCUUGUGGUGAGCAAAAAAAGAGAAAAGAAAAGGCAGAAGAGCUUCUCAGAAGAUACAGUAAAGGAAAUAAACCUGACCAACAACGCGUCAAGGAUUGGGAAAAAACAUGUAAAUCAAGUAAAAUAAGCGGUGGUUCCUCGAUUCAUAUACACAACAUCCACAAUUCGACAUUAUCAGGAAACUCUCUUACCAUUGCUGGGAACACUUCAACUACUAAACGCAAGCGAGAGGGCCUUAGAGAGAGUAAGGUAGUAUCUUAUGCCGAAAGCUCAACAGAUACAGAUACAAGUUUCGAUUCCAAUUGUGAGGAGUCCAGGAGUGUUAAAAGACAAUCAAACCGAUUUGAUAUUAAAGAGUCCACCACUUAUAAUUACGAAGUAGAAAGUGAUUAUGAUUUCUCGAAUUUUGAGCUUGCUUACCGAGCUCUUGACCCCUCAAAAAUGUGGGUUCUCAAUUCAUCUGGGCGUGUCGUCGAAAAAGUUAUAUACGAUCACGCACGAGAAUUAGAAUACGAUUCUUACUUACACUCUUUCAUUAUAAACGAUGCUGAUAUGGAGGCAAAAAAACUGUUUAACAAAAAUGAGUGGAACGAAAUAUUUUCCUCUAAUCCAAAACAAGUACCAAAAAUCGACGAAAAAAUUGUGAAUCUCUUGAAAAAAUACAAUGUAGACAAUUUACCUACCCUUCAAAAAGUUAUUUUUGAGCCCCUUUUUUCUGAUAAUGCUCCUUAUUCAACAGAUUUGGAUUAUAUUAACCUUGCGUAUAGGUCAAUGUAUUCUCUAUGGAGAGGAGAAGACGAUUUUACUUCAGCUUCAAAACUAGAAGGGUGGUUCGAAAUGAACAUCUGGGCUCAUUUAGUUGAUCCCGCUUUUCGUGAGAUGGAAACUGAUUUGGUGCGAGGAGAAGGAAUGUGUUUAUCGUCAAGUGAUAGAAAAAAUACUGAUAGAUUACGCAACAAGCGCCUUGAAUUUGGCGCAAUUGAAGCUGGAAGAAACUGGGAGGGGACAAAGGGAACCAAACUCUUAACGAAUUCCUUAAAAAUGUCCAAGAUGCUUAAAGAUAUGAUUAAUGUACUUGCAACAGAAUGCAAUAUGAAAGAAGAUGUUUUAAGAAAGUUACAAAUAGCUGGGAUUCUCCAAGGAGCGAAUAUGAUGCAAGUAAUUACCGUAGAUCUUCCGAUGGGAUACGUUACUUGCAUCCAUCGUCGAAAAUUUUAUGAAGUUCCUGGUCGUUUAAACAAAUAUCAACCACUUGGAUUCAUUAUAAUGGAGGUUUUAUUCGUAAAAUCUGUAAUUAAGCAAACACUUAACUUGAUUAAUGAGUCAAAAGUAGAUUUUGAACAUUUUCUUAAUAACUAUUACGAAAAUGACGGGUCCCAGACACCCCCUCAAAAUAUUGUAUCCCUUACAUCAUCAACUCAUAUAACUCCUGAAAAAAAGAUGAGUUCGAGAUCUUCAAGAUAUUAUUCAACGAUAGUUAUAGUGGGAUGA
Cetraspora pellucida is the source of this 1632-nucleotide messenger RNA. Lineage: Eukaryota; Fungi; Glomeromycota; Glomeromycetes; Diversisporales; Gigasporaceae. The record is from the annotation of a GenBank genome assembly.